UUUAAGACACAUGCUUCUGCAAGCUUCCAUGAAGGUUGUGAAAAAAGUUUUAAUACAGGGCUGGAUUACAGCUUUCAAGCUCAAAACAUUGGCCACUACACUACCGUCUUAAAAGCCUGCUGUAACACGGAGCACAGAAUAGAGCAGAUUUCUUACAUUUUCUGGACCACAGAUGGAUUUUGAAUGUCUCUUUGUGUCUUGAUGGAAGAUAUGUGAACUUCAUUAACCGGUAUCCAUACCUGAUCACUUGUGAGCGUGUAUGUGUAUACAUACAGAUAUAUAUAAACCCUUAUCAUGGUUUUCUUUCAAGUGUAUCUAAAAUCUGCUCUAAGAAAUGACAUUCUCUAGGUGAAUUUGCAAUUAUUUUUUCAGCAGUAAGGAGCCAGAUAUUUGCUCUCGGAUGUUGGAAUCUUUUGUGAGUUUAUAAGAGAAAUUCUGGAAGCUUUUCUGUACUGGUGAUAGAGAAAUGCAUUUUGAAACGGAUGCCUCUAGCUGUAUGACAACAUCUGCAUAGUAACCUCUGGAUUAUAAACAUCAGAAUGUACAAACUGUGGGCAACUGUGAAUAUUUUCAUAGUUUCUUUUCUACAUCUCCUGCAAGGAUCUGACUAUGAGAAUGGAUCUGUGAAGAGGACAUCUUUGUCAGCACUGGAGCGGUCAGAACAGCAGAUCAGGAGAGCAUCCAGCCUGGAAGAGCUGCUUCGCAUCACUCACUCUGAGGACUGGAAGCUGUGGAAAUGCAGGCUAAAACUUAAGAGUCUGGCCAAUUUAGACUCCCGCUCUGCAUCACAUCGUUCUACCAGAUUUGCUGCUGCUUUCUAUGAUAUUGAUACACUGAAAGUCAUAGAUGAGGAAUGGCAAAAGACUCAGUGUGUGCCAAGGGAAACCUGUGUGGAAGUUGCCAAAGAGCUGGGUACAACGACCAACAAAUUUUUCAAGCCUCCUUGUGUGAACGUGUUCAGAUGCGGGGGCUGCUGCAAUGAGGAGAGUCUGAGCUGCAUGAAUACAAGUACAACUUACGUGUCGAAAACGCUCUUUGAGAUCUCGGUUCCCUUGACAAGUGUUCCUGAGCCCGUACCAAUCAAAAUUGCUAAUCACACAGGCUGUAAGUGUCUAUCAAAUACCCAGCACCACCAGUAUGCCAUCAUACGAAGAUCUGUGCAGUACCCAGAAGAAGAUGGAUGCCCCUUUACCAACAAACUUUGUCAUAAUGGAUGGAUCUGGGACAGUGACAAAUGUGAAUGUGUUGUAGAUGUACAGCACCCCAACAGAAGAGAAGGACUCCCUCCUCUUGCUGAGCUGGCUAUGUGUGGGCAACAUAUGGAAUUUGAUGAAGAAAAUUGUGAAUGUAUCUGUAGACAGAAGUGUCCCACAGAUUUUUUUCAAAGUAAAGAGAACUGCAGCUGCUAUUUGUGUAAGGAGAGCCAGGAGAGCUGCGCUCUAAAACACAAGACAUUUCAUGCUGAAACCUGCAGCUGUGAGGACAGAUGUCCAUCCCAACCCAGAACAUGCCCAACUGCAAAACCAGUGUGUUCCAGGCAUUGUCGUUGUCCAAAGGAGAAGAGAGGUUCUCAUGGGUCCCAAAGCAGAGAAACUCCUUGACUGAGCUCCUCCUAUUCUCUGAAAAUCCACUGCUUUGCAAAGUAGCUGUCACUGACUUUCAAACUAUAGUAAACAUCUUCCACGUUAAUAGCAGAAGAAAGAAUCCAGUCUGCAUUUAUUUAUUAGAGUAAUCACUAACUGCAGGUGAAUCUCUCCUUCCAAGAGAACAUCGGCAAUUGUUCUCUAAGAGGUAGCAACAAUCAGUGAAGUACUGGCUGUGUCAAAGAGUGGAAAGCGCUUGUUCACUGUUACGCGAUACAAGAUGAAGCUGGUAUGUUGGUAAAGAGUCAACGGUCACCAGCCAUUCUUUCAGAGAUUAUGACUAGAUAAUCUUAGCCUCUGAAUCCUUAGCUAAUGCAGGUCCUGGGUGAAACUUUCUUCAGAAAUUCAGUGUACAGGAUUUGGCUUCUAGUAGGUUCAGCACUGACUUAUUUGAUCUACUGUCCAGCUUUGAUUAUCAUUUUGAGUUUAUUGUACAACUACUGUCAGAUGUGCCAUAUUUAAGUGUAUAUAAGAAAAUAAAUACAUCAGUUAUUCAAA
This is a messenger RNA of Neopsephotus bourkii (Bourke's parrot), 2141 nucleotides long. It is a transcript of the gene VEGFD, whose product is annotated as vascular endothelial growth factor D. NCBI's taxonomy places the organism in Eukaryota, Metazoa, Chordata, Aves, Psittaciformes, Psittacidae. Gene Ontology annotation, cellular component: membrane. Gene Ontology annotation, molecular function: chemoattractant activity; vascular endothelial growth factor receptor 3 binding; growth factor activity. Bases 540 to 1601 code for a protein of 353 amino acids. The transcript has 7 exons. Gene Ontology annotation, biological process: positive regulation of protein phosphorylation; positive regulation of endothelial cell proliferation; vascular endothelial growth factor signaling pathway. The record is from RefSeq and is a predicted model, not a curated record.